CAAAGUCACCAGUUUAUUAGUGUCAAAAGUCAAAACACCUUUUUUAUUUUUACGAAGUUUUUAAUUAAAAUAAACAAAUUUAUUAUUAUAUCUUACAAAAGUGGUUACUAAAAAUGGGGACACUAUUACUUCAAAGAUUGAUUAUACCCAUAGUAACGCAUACAAGAAAUGUAACUCCUAACCUUUUUCGAAGUAACAUAGGAAUUAUUUCUGUGAAUACAAAUACAAUCGCAAUAAGGAACUAUGCUAAGAAUAAAGACAAAGGUAAAGACAAGAAAGGUAAGAGUGCUAAAGUUGAAAUUAAUCCAGCUAUGAUUGCGGAAUUGGUAGAUGUCGAUAAACUAAAAAACCGGUGCCAGGCAGCUAUUGAAAAAAUGAAAGACGACUUUGCAAAGAACCUCUCGAUACGGUCAACGACAGGCUCGAUAGAAUCUCUUCCAGUCAAAUAUGAAGGUAAAGAUUAUGAGUUACAAGAGCUUGCUCAAAUAAUAAGGAAAAAUCCAAAAACACUUAUCAUAGAUUUUACAUCGUUUCCUCAAGUUAUACCUGAUGUUUUGAAGGCAAUACAUGGUUCAGGAUUGAAUUUGAACCCUCAGCAAGAUGGUACUAGGCUAUAUGUACCUGUACCUAAAGUGACUAAGGAACACCGUGAAGCUUUGGCUAAAAAUGCCAAAGCAUUAUACAUAAAGUGCAGAGAUGCAAUGAAAGAUGUACAAAAUGAAUUCGUUAAGAAGACCAAGAAACAAACUGGUGUGUCUGAGGAUCUGGUUUUUAAUGUCACUAAGCAAAUCGGGGUUUUAUGUGAACAGUAUCAAAAUGAUGCAAAGAAUAUCUAUGAAACCAAGCAUAAUGAGCUCGUAGGAAAAUAAUAUGGAAGCAUUUAUUGGAGACUUGAUUUUUUUUAUAGAUUUUGUUAUUCAAUGAAAUAUGAAUAGUUAUUUAGUAUAAGACAUAAGAUCGUAAUAAAGAUUGUUGAAUUUGU
Messenger RNA from Zerene cesonia (dogface butterfly), 982 nucleotides. RefSeq names its product ribosome-recycling factor, mitochondrial (gene mRRF1). The record is from RefSeq and is a predicted model, not a curated record. Gene Ontology annotation, biological process: translation. The transcript has a single exon. NCBI's taxonomy places the organism in Eukaryota, Metazoa, Arthropoda, Insecta, Lepidoptera, Pieridae. Bases 114 to 869 code for a protein of 251 amino acids. Gene Ontology annotation, molecular function: ribosomal large subunit binding. Gene Ontology annotation, cellular component: mitochondrion.